This is a messenger RNA of Phytomonas sp. EM1, 924 nucleotides long. NCBI's taxonomy places the organism in Eukaryota, Euglenozoa, Kinetoplastea, Trypanosomatida, Trypanosomatidae. The record is from the annotation of a GenBank genome assembly.
GCAUUUUUUACUCUACAGGAACUCCACAGGGGAGCCGAGAACCUGUGUGGCUUGGUGAUCACUAGGUUGCUUUCAGGGUGGCGCGAUGCGUUACCUUCAAGAAUGCGGUUCCUCUAGAGUGAAGACUGUGAUUAGCAGCGUCUCACCGCAUACCUCACUUUAUUUUCUUGUACGAAGUAUUUAUCGUAUACCCACUGCCCUUAGCUCCCCCUCGCAGAUGGCCCUGCCCACCUCCGCAUCGUCUUUAUCCUUCUCUACCAGAUGGUUAGGAAGCGAUACAGGUGAUUUUUCGUGUGCUAGACCAAAGGAAUUACGUUUUCGGCGUGACCACCUCCUGCUCCCACUCCUCCGCGCGAAGCGUUCCCGAUUGCAAGAUCUGCAGGUACGCAAGGAGGCGCUUGAUCAAAUAGCCCAUCGCUCUGUCGAUCGCCUCUUUUUUGCUAUUUUUGCGGUAUUGCUCGUGCAAUUCGUAGUGCUCUUCGAUUGGACGUAUAUUCACUUUGACUGGAAUUUUGUCGAGCCGAUCACUUACCUGCUAAGCUACUGCGAGACGUGGAUUGCCUUGGCGUGGUAUGGCAACAUGCAUAGCGAGUAUGAGUAUGAUAGCCUACGUGAACUUUUAGAACGCAAACGUCGCAACAAGCUGUACGUUCAGCAUGCGUUGGAGGUGUCAGAACUGAAUCAAUUAAAGGAUGAAGUGGAGAUCCUUGAGGGGUUAGUGCGUGCCCUCGAGGGGAUUGAUUAAAGGAAUGAAUUUAGAGGGGUUGUCAUUCCGUCUAUUGGUGCGCAGUGUCUAUAUGAAAAUCGACAUGCACCCAUAUAUAUUUCUUCGAUAUUUUUAGUGUACAUUUUGGUAAACGUAUGUAUGUGCAUUAAUAGGGAGUAUACUAUUUGAUUCGACAGGAGUUGAAGCACUACUCUUAA